Protobothrops mucrosquamatus (brown spotted pit viper) is the source of this 687-nucleotide messenger RNA. Its product is annotated as pyruvate dehydrogenase phosphatase regulatory subunit, mitochondrial-like. Gene Ontology annotation, molecular function: protein binding. Gene Ontology annotation, cellular component: mitochondrion. Lineage: Eukaryota; Metazoa; Chordata; Lepidosauria; Squamata; Viperidae. The record is from RefSeq and is a predicted model, not a curated record. The coding region runs from base 13 to 687 and encodes 224 amino acids. The transcript has 3 exons.
UUUCUGCAGGAGAUGAGCGUCGGCUAUGCCAACGGCAUCCGUGUCAUGAGUAUGACGCACACGGGGGAGCCAGGCUUCAUGCUCUACAUCCCCAUCGAGUAUGCCCUCCAUGUGUACAACGAGGUGAUGAGCGUGGGGCAGAAGUACGGGAUCCGGAACGCUGGCUAUUACGCCCUCCGCAGCUUGCGCAUUGAGAAGUUUUUUGCCUUCUGGGGCCAAGAUCUGGAUGCUUUCACCAGCCCUAUGGAAUGUGGGCGAGAAUUCCGGGUGAAGCUGGACAAGGGCAUGGAUUUCAUCGGGAGGGACGCGCUGAUGGCUCAGAAGCAGGAAGGGGUCUACAAGCGCUUCACCAUGUUCAUCCUGGAAGACCAUAACACGGACCUGGACUUGUGGCCCUGGUGGGGGGAGCCCAUCUAUCGCAACGGCUGCUACAUGGGCAAGACCACCAGCAGCGCUUACAGUUACACGCUGGAGCGGCACGUUUGCCUGGGCUUCGUUCACAACCUGGACCCCGAGACCGGCAAGGAGCAGCUGGUCACCCCAGACUUUGUCAACCGGGGCGAAUACGAGAUCGACAUUGCGGGGCAGCGCUUCCAAGCCAAGGCCAAGCUCUACCCCUUCAGCUCCCUGUUCACCUCCCGCCGGCGCAAGGACGAGAUGGAGUUCAGCGGCUUCCAGGGAAAAUAA